Messenger RNA from Labeo rohita (rohu), 5797 nucleotides. Its product is annotated as oocyte zinc finger protein XlCOF6. Gene Ontology annotation, cellular component: nucleus. Gene Ontology annotation, molecular function: RNA polymerase II cis-regulatory region sequence-specific DNA binding; DNA-binding transcription factor activity, RNA polymerase II-specific. Bases 142 to 2334 code for a protein of 730 amino acids. Gene Ontology annotation, biological process: regulation of transcription by RNA polymerase II. The record is from RefSeq and is a predicted model, not a curated record. NCBI's taxonomy places the organism in Eukaryota, Metazoa, Chordata, Actinopteri, Cypriniformes, Cyprinidae. The transcript is spliced from 3 exons.
UUUUUUUUUUUUAGAAGACUUUUAAUUUGUUGUGAUGCUGUUACCUCAUAAGGCUGCGCAUCGCUUCAUUGUGUGAAGAAAGAGUGUCCAAACCGGCAGAAAACUCCUGGUGAAGUGACCGAAAUCUACCAUAUUCUAAAGAUGGCGUUUAUUAAAGAGGAGAGCGAAGACAUAAAGAUUGAAGAAGCAUUUACUAUCAAACAUGAAGUGUCUGAGGAACAAACAGACCUAAUGGCACUGAAAGAGGAGAGUGAAGUACUCCACAAAAUUGAAGAAAAAGAGCAAUAUGAGUAUCUUCAUGAUUUCACAACUGGAGAAAAAUCUUUUAGCUGUUCACAGACUGAAAUGACUUCCACACAAAAAAAAGCUCAAAACAGAGUAAGAAAAAGUCAUUUAGCUUGUUUUAAGUUUGGAAAGAGUUUCAAUCAAAAAGGAAAACUUAAAGUCCACUUGAGAACUGGAAAGAGGCAUUUCACCUGCAAACAGUGUGGAAUACGUUUUUCUCUGAAAGGAAGCUGGAACAGGCACAUGAGAAUUCACACGGGAGAAAAGCCUUACACAUGCCAACGAUGUGGAGAGAGUUUUGCUCUACAUAGAAACCUUAAAGUCCACAUCAGAAUUCACACUGGAGACAGCCUUUUCACCUGCCAACAGUGUGGAAGAAGUUUCAAAAGAAAAGGAAACCUUAAUUCCCACAUGAGAGUUCACACUGGAGGGAACCUUUACACCUGCAAACAGUGUGGAAUAAGUUUCACUCAAAAAGGAAGCAUUAACAGGCACUUGAGAAUUCACACUGGAGAAAAGCCUUACACAUGCAUCCAAUGUGGAAAGAGUUUUGCUCAACUUGUAAACCUCAAAGUCCACAUAAGAAUUCACACUGGAGAGAACCCUUACACAUGCGCUCAGUGUGGAAAGAGUUUUGAUAAAAAUGAAAACCUUAAGGUCCACAUGAGAACUCACACUGGAGAGAAACCUUAUUCAUGCCUUCAGUGUGGAAAGAGUUUCAAUACUCAUGGAAGCCUUAAAGUCCACAUGAGAGUUCAUACCGGAGAGAAGCCUUACUCCUGUCUUCAGUGUGGAAAGAGUUUUAGUAAUCAGGGAAACCUUAAAGUCCACAUGAGAAUUCACUCUGGAGAAAAGCCCUACACAUGCCCUCAGUGUGGAAAGAGCUUCACUCAAAAAGUACGAUUUGAAGCCCACAUAAGGAUUCACACUGGAGAGAAGCCUUUUACCUGCCAACAGUGUGGAAAGAGUUUCAAUCAACAUCGAACCUUGAAAGACCACAUGAGAAUUCACACUGGAGAGAAGCCUUUCACCUGCCAUCAGUGUGGAAGAAGUUUCACUCAAAAAGGAACCUUUAACAGGCAUAUGAGGGUUCACACCGGAGAAAAGCCUUACACAUGCCAACACUGUGGAAAGAGUUUCUGUCAACGGCGAACUAUAAAAGACCACAUGAGAGUUCACACCGGAGAGAAGCCCUUCACCUGCGAACAGUGUGGAAAAAGUUUCUAUCAACGUCGAACCUUAAAAGACCAUAUGAGAGUUCACACCGGAGAAAAGCCUUACACAUGCCAACAGUGUGGAAAGAGUUUCUGUCAACUUCGAACUAUGAAAGACCACAUGAGAGUUCACACCGGAGAAAAGCCUUUCACCUGCCAACAGUGUGGGAAGAAUUUUUAUCAACAUCGAACCUUAAAAGACCACUUGAGAGUUCACACCGGAGAGAAACAUUUCACUUGCCAAAAGUGUGGAAAGAGUUUCUAUCACCUUCGAACCCUAAAAAACCACAUGAGAGUUCACACUGCAGAGAGCCAUUUAACCUGCCAACAGUGUGGAAUGAGUUUCGAUCAGCACCAAAACUUAAAAAAACAUUUGAGAGUUCACACCGGAGAGAAGCCUUUCACCUGCCAACAGUGUGGAAGAAGUUUCAACAGAAAAGGAAACCUUAAUGUCCACAUGAGAAUUCACACCGGAGAAAAGCCCUACACAUGCCCUCAGUGUGGAAAGAGUUUCACUCAGAAAGUAUGCUUUGAAGCCCACAUAAGAAUUCACACUGGAGAGAAGCCUUUCACCUGCCAAGUAUGUGGAGAUAGUUUCAAUCAACAUCGAACUUUAAAAGACCAUAUGAAAAUUCACACUGGAGAGAAGCCUUUCACCUGCCAACAGUGUGGAAGAAGUUUCACUCAAAAAGGAACCUAUAACAGGCAUAUGAGAGUUCACACCGGAGAAAAGCCCUACACCUGCCAACAGUGUGGAAAGAGUUUCUGUCAAAGUCGAACCAUGAAAGACCACAUGAGAGUUCACACUGGAGAGAAGCCUUUCACCUGCCAAUAGGAUGCAUAAAGUUUCACAAUUCACACCAGAGAAAAGCUAUACACCUGUCAACAGUGUUGAGAGAGCUUCCUUCAACCUUCAAUUCCAAAUGAGAAUUUACACUAAGGAGCGUCUCAUCACCUUCCAGCAAUGUAGAAAAAGUUUCAACUGAAAAGGAAUUACUAACUGGGGUCUGAGGUGUUUUUUUGGGCCCUGGAGAUGUUUAGACAUGCCUUGACAUUUGUGCUUAUUUCAGUUUUUAAGUGGUGUUUACACUGUAUUUAGCACAAACUCUGUUACAAUAAUAUGUGUGUAGCAUGUAUAUAAAAGUUGGAGUCACUGAAAUAAGGCUGUUAAUGCACUCUGAACAUAGGUUCAAAAGACUUUUGUGUAUUUGAUCCUGCACCCUAGAGUUUACUAUAAAAUGAGGCAGUGAAAAUCAUCCUGCCCUAUAAAACAGUAUUCAUUCCUUAGAAAAUUACCUUAUAAAGCAAUAUUCAUUGCCUCAAAUUAUUCAUAUAAAAUAAUAUUGGCGUUGUCAGUAAUGAAGCUUAUUUCACAUUGAUCAUGUAGAAUAUAAAUCCUAUGUCAAAUCAAAUCAAAUCAAAUCACUUUUAUUUAUAUACCGCCUUUAACAAUACAGAAUUGUGACAGUAGAUAUAAUGUAGAUAUAUGUAGAUGUAAUGUAAAAUUUAUAUGUAAAAUUUCACAUGUGAAAAUCACAUGACGUGCGCUUUGCACAUGGGAAACGUGUGCUUUUGGAACAUUUUUAUGUGAAUCCCAUGUGAAACCCAUGAGGUCACAUGUGCAACACAUGUAAAUCCUUUAAUUGUGAAAUAACUCUGGUCAAUAUUUCAUUCAUGCAUAAUAUACACUCAAAAAAUAUUUAUUUCUUUGACCUCAAUUGUAUAGUAAAUUCCCAUUAUCUUUAUUACCUUUCUGGGCCUGGGAACAUUUUUAUUUGCAUUGCUAUCUAUGCACGGUCAGAAAGCUCUCUGAUUUCUUCAACAAUAUCUUAAUUUGUGUUCAGAAGAUAAACAAAGGUCUAACCGGUUUGGAACAACAUGAGAGUGAGUAAUGACAGAUUUUUAAUUUUUGAGUGAACUAUCCCUUUAAUAUCCGGAAAUGCACCAUUUCACUUUUGUUCAUAAAUAAAUAAAUAAAAAAGUGACUCAAUCACAGUUCCCAUGGCAUGAAGUUGACAGAACCUAAAAGUACACAGAGAGACACUAUUAAGUACAAUUAAUACAAUAUUUAUUAGUCUCGUUUGUAAUUGUGUUGUAUUUAGACCUAACAAUUUGAGUCAUAUUUCCAUGAUGACAUAAGAUUUUCACAGGUUGGUAAUAAGCUGGAUGUGUGUCAUUGUCUGUAAGUAGGCCCACGGCAACAUCUCCCAACUCAUCAGACUUGCCCUAAAUGAAUAAAUGAAAAAAGAGAUACAAACCCAUGGUGUCCAAAACAGUAGUGUUCAAUUUCUUUCUUUUAUAACUAUCAGUGAUUUUUUUUUUUUUAAUUUAAGAUAUUUUUUGACAAAUAAUCUCACAAAGACUAAGCUAAACUAACUAAAGUAAACUAACUAAACUAACUAAGCUAAACUAAAACUAAAGUUCACACAAAAAUGACAAUUCAGUCAUGAUUUACUUAUAUGCCAUAUGGCCUUUCUUUUUGAUACCACAAAAGAGGAAUUUAAAAAAAAAAUUUGCCAGAAUUUUUUGGCACAAAUUCUGUAGGCUCUUUAUUAAACAAAAUAACACAGGUAUAGUAGCACAGAAACCAAUCAAACGUUGAUGAACUGACUGAACAACAGUAUGAGUAAAAAUACUUUUGUAUUUUAAUGAAAUACAUAGAGUAGUACUGUCAAUGAGACUCACCCUGCAGGUUCUGAAAAAGCCAAACACACGGACCGUUUAUCCGCUCAGACCAAAGUUCAAACUGCCAUGCUGCAGGAGCUCACUAGACAAGAUGCAUUCAGUAUGUCGAUGCGGCGCGAACGCACCUUGAAAAACCAAGCGCGAGGCAUACUGCGUCGCUUUCGUUAUGAGUGCAGCUGCAGAGGGCCUACAUUUAAAUUAACUAACUUGAGCAUGCAAAAGACGCGAUAUGUGAACGGCUCCGUCAUGCGAGCACUAAACAGCACUGAGAUCCAGUGUGAAACACUUGAAUUCAGCGAUGAACACAAAUGACUCUGAUUCAAACUAGUUUAAAGCUGUGUGCAAAGAGACAGUCAGAAGGCUUUUCAAUCUACACAUCGCCAUCAUUUACAAUGGAUUUACUGUAGUAACACUCACUGCAGUGCACCAUGGUAUUGUGGCAGCAAUGUGGGAUAUUCAAAUUGAAUUUUAUUACAGGAGAAAUGGUAUAUCAUUAUAGUAUGUAUGUAUUUGUGAUUAAGCUAUAGCAUGUGUGCAUUUAUACUGAAUGUUUUUAGACUACCGUUUUUCAUACAAAUAGGCUACCUAUAAAACCAUGUAGUUAUAUUUUUACAAUGGUAUUGAGGUACCAUUAUGUGUGGUUUUAACUGUGUUUAUCAUAAUUUAAAAUGUGUGCUUGCUACAAUGGGAGACUGGGUCAGAAUAAAUUAAACCAUAUAAAACUGAGGUUGCUACAAUUUGUACAGAAAUUUACCUCUGCAUCCUCAAGCUACUAUCAAAUGUGCAUCUCUAAGAGACAAAAAGUGAUAUUACUAUUAUUAUUAUUAUUAUUAUUAUUAUUAUUAUUAUUAUUAUUAUUAUUAUUAUCAUUAUCAUUAUCAGACAACCCAACCCUGUUUCUUGAUUUGAAACAAUAUAACUCAUUAAAACCUACAGAAAUUUAUUUUUUUAUUUAGAUAUUUAAAUUUAAUGGUCUAGUUUCUACAACUUUCACUUUGAAGCAAAAAUCUGACUUUAAACUUGAAAUAAAUAAAGAUUUGACAUUUAUCGUGAUAAUUAUUGAUAUCGACUGAUAUGAAGUAAAUGCAGUUUUUCUUUUGGUGUGGCGAAAGAAGCUUGACGUAUUAAACUAUGUAGAAUCUACAUUUCUUAUUGUAUUUCUGAUGCUAUCUAUUUUAUCAGUGAAGAAAUUCAUAAAGUCAUUACUAUUAAUCUAUAAGAGCCAGGUAUAGCUCUGUUAUUUUGGACAUAUUUUUUGCGUUGAUUGCGGCACCUGGUGGCGGCAGAAGUAGUAAGAACAGAUCACCUGUUCACCUGUGUUUAGCUGGAGAGAGAGGGUGAUGGGGAGAAGUCUUAUUUUUUGCUGACCGCUAAAGGAGUUAGCAAUGCUGUUAAUGCAGUUUUUUUUAUGACUUUUGAACACAUUCGUAUGCCAUUUAAACAAUUAUGGAAUGUAUUGGAUGCAUAACCUUAUUUGUUUAAUGCAAAUAAACCUACAAAACGCAGUUGUUGGAUCCAUGAUAAUUAUCUACAAGCGGGUCGGACAAGUUAGUCUCUUCCAAUCAGCCUCUCGGCUUGCCUAAUAUUUGUCAGCAAAAAAAAAAAAACAACAA